Endocarpon pusillum Z07020 is the source of this 1989-nucleotide messenger RNA. RefSeq lists its product as uncharacterized. Gene Ontology annotation, molecular function: protein binding. The transcript is spliced from 2 exons. NCBI's taxonomy places the organism in Eukaryota, Fungi, Ascomycota, Eurotiomycetes, Verrucariales, Verrucariaceae. Bases 1 to 1989 code for a protein of 662 amino acids. The record is from RefSeq and is a predicted model, not a curated record.
AUGGCAUCCGUCUCGUCUCUUGAUAAGGACCUGCGGAAGAUACGCCUGGACAGGUACACUCCGCAGGCAGCCAAAGAAGUGCGUGACUGGAUCGAGGAAAUACUUGGAGAACGGCUCCCCACCGGAGAUCUGCUCGAGGCAUUGCGGGAUGGCCUGGUGCUGCUUGUCAACAAAGCAGUUCCACCUGGUGUGAAGGCAAAGCAAUCCAACAUGCCGUUUGUCCAGCGGGAGAACAUUUCCCAUUUUGUCCGCGCUUGUCAGAUGCCGCCAUUAAGCCUUCCAGAUCACGACAUCUUCCUCACGGAUGAUCUUUACGACGCUAAGGAUCCAGCACAAGUCCUACAAUGCAUUGUGGCCUUCAGUAGGCGGGCAAAUGCGGUCAACCCUGCUGCCAUUCACAGACCUAUCGGCGUUAAGAGCAGAGCAAAAGUCGUUAGUCCUCAAUUGACCGGGACAAGCCAGAGCAGUCAUGGCAAGCCGCCCACUGGAUUGCCAAACAGAGAGCGAGGGAGCAGUAACGCUAGUGACUUAAGUGCUACUGCAUGGAAUCCGCUUGCAAAGGGCUCAUACUCCGGAAGAAUAAGCCCAACCAAGCAGAUGUCUCCACCCGGCAAUGUAAGCAGCUGGAGCAAGAAGGGCGACGAAGGAAGCACUGCACCAGCUUGGAACAUUCAUCAAUAUGGUUACAUGGGCGGGGCAAGUCAAGGUAAUCAAGGUAUUUCAUUCGGUGCCAGGAGACAGAUCACGUCCGCCACCCCGCCGGUGCCAAGUCUGGCCGAGAAGGAACGGAGACGGAGGGAAGAGGUGCAAGAAGCAGAACGACAGCGGAUACAGGCUGAAGAAGCAGAACAGAAAAGGCGGCUCGAGCGAGAGGCUGAGGAGGAGAGAGCCCGUGUCGAGGAAGAGCAGCGUUGGCAGGACGAAACGAGGAGAUUACGAGAAAAAGAGGUCCAAGAGGCUGAGGCUGAGAAGAGAAGAUGGGACGAAGAACAACGAAGAUGGAAAGAGGAGGAAGAGACUAGGCUUCGAGAAGAGCAAGAAAUAGAAGCUCAACGGGUCCAGGAGCGCAGUCGACAGCGUGGAAAUAGCGAUGCCCUGCUAAGAGGUCAAUUUCUAAGUCAAUAUCAAGCGGAGCAGGAUCAGAAAUCACAAAAUGAGCCCCACGAAGCAUCUCGGUCUACAUCGGAAAGUCAACGUAUCAAGGACCUCGAAAAACAACUGGAAUUGGCCAAGGAGCGAGAACGACAAUACCAGCAGGAACGUCAAGAGAAGUUGAAGAACAACCAGGUCCUUGGCAGGCGUCAACCAGAAGAGCAGUUUCGCCACUCUUCACCAGAUCAGUCACCAGCACGAACACCAUCGAAGCCUAGCGAUGGGGACGAUUGGGAGGAUUCGGAGCGGGAGCAUCUCCGAAAGGAAUGGCAGAUACAUAACGAUAGGGAACCGAGAGAUCAGCCUCCUCCACCCUACGCGCCGAGGCCUACUCAAGCAGAACCUGUCCCUCCAGCCCGCGUGAAACUGGAGAUGGAUAGCAGUCGCCCAUUGCCGCCUCCUCGACCAUUACCAGACCCCUCGGCUUACGCGCCAAACCUUAACCGCACGGAUCGGUAUCUCUCGACCAACCCUGCUCCAGCGGCUAGUUUGCCUCAAUCCCAUCGACCAGCAGACUAUUCGACCACUACGGAGGUUGACCUGGAGAACCAACGUCGUAAAGAAUCUCAAGCAAAGACCAAGGCCGGCGGUUGGGCAAGUAAGUCAUUGCUUGAGAGGGAGAUGGAGCGAGAGCGCCAGAGGCAGCGCGAAUGGGAAGACGAGCAACAACGCACAGCAGAGGCGUCUCGAAACCUGCAGGAAGGUGGAGGGCCUGGUCAGUCAUGGGAUAUCCACCAGUAUGGCUUCAUGGGAGGUGACAGCCAAAACCGUGGUGGACACGGCUUAGGCGUUGGUGGUGCGAGAAGGCAGAUUAUCGGGCCCCGGCCACCACCUUGA